Messenger RNA from Vigna umbellata (rice bean), 1136 nucleotides. RefSeq lists its product as uncharacterized. Lineage: Eukaryota; Viridiplantae; Streptophyta; Magnoliopsida; Fabales; Fabaceae. The record is from RefSeq and is a predicted model, not a curated record.
AAUGCAUUAUUAUUGAACAUUUUCAGAAAUAUCUGUAAUUGAAGGUUUCAACUUUGAGGAUAAACCUCUCUCUGCUGCUCCCAGUGAGGGUUUAUCGUUUAACGGUUAUUCCCUUCUGCAUCCUCAAUCCUGCGAUUGUUUUGAACUGGUUUGUGCUAUUUUAAAAGUGAAACAGACUGAGUGUGAACUGUUGACCUGGCAUGGCAAGCUUGUUGACAACAUCGGUCAUCAGCUAUUGUCCUGUGAACAAUGGUUCCAGGGGAUUUGGAAAGUCGGGGAAUUUUUCUAAAGGAAGUCAUUGGAUAAAAGCGGUGAAGAUAGAGAAAUCCUUGGAGGAAUUGUACAAUGUGAAAGUGGAAAGAAAAGUGUCUCCUGAGAGACUAACUGAGCUUGGAGUAUCAAAAUGGUCAGUGUGGAAGAGUGGGAAAAGCAAGCUUCCCUGGGACUGGCAGGUAGACCAACUGGUGUACAUUGAAGAAGGGGAAGUGAGAGUUGCGCCUCAAGGAAGCAAGCGUUUCAUGCAAUUUUUGGCUGGAGACUUGGUCCGGUACCCAAAGUGGUUUGAAGCUGACCUCUGGUUCAAUGGCCCAUAUCAAGAACGUUAUAGUUUUAGAGCAUAUGGUGAUGAUUAAAGUAACAUCCACGUCUUAUCUGGAUGUUUCAAGUAAUUGACGUGUUAUGUAGUUUUAGUUGUCCAGUUCUAAUUGCAAUGUCAAUAUAUUUGACUGAUUGCGAUACUUCACUCUCUUCUAAAAGAUUUGGUACUAAUUGCUUAUGUUGUAUCCUUUUUCAUGUUUUUGCCUUUGCAAGGAAAGACUUCCCGAUGAGUUUAUCCAGACCAACUUGAUAUUCCAUCACUAUACUAAGCUCGCAGAUGAUUUUUGUUUUUCAAAACCUAUCAACAUAAAUAUAUAUUUUAAGGUAAUGCAAACGUGUACAAGUAAGAAAGAUAUCUCUUUAUAAAAAUAAGAGCACACAUUAACUUGGAGCCGUGUAUGUUCAACUCUAUACUCGGAAAAUCACUCACCGGAUGGGAUAGGUGUAUGGAAACAUUGUGCUUAGUGGAGGGUCUACUAUGUUUCCCGGAAUUGCUGAUCGUAUGAGCAAGGAAAUCAGUGCUCUAGCACCAAGCAGCA